AACGCAGGGCAUCAUGGAGGAGCGGGCUGUGAUGGGAGGAGCUUAGGCAGUCGUUGGUUCCCGCCUCCUCAUCGGUUUCAUUUUGAAUGGUUGCUCUGAUCGGGGCGUAUAGUUGGUGGUGGCGGCUUAUUGGGCCGGCCCUGGCCGCAGUGCGGAAAUAGCACCCUAGAUAAGAAACUAUGGAUUCUUCUUGCCACAGUCAAGUCUUGCUCCAGCAGCUGAAUAUGCAGCGUGAGUUUGGAUUUCUUUGUGACUGCACAGUUGCAAUUGGAGAUGUAUAUUUCAAAGCCCACAGAGCAGUUCUUGCAGCAUUUUCAAACUACUUCAAGAUGAUCUUCAUCCAUCAGUCCAGUGAGUGUAUAAAGAUCCAACCAAUGGAUAUUCAGCCUGACAUAUUUAGUUACCUUUUGCAUGUCAUGUACACUGGAAAAUGCCCGAAACAGUCAGUGGAUCAUAUCCGUUUAGAUGAAGGAAUAAGAUUUCUCCACGCAAACCUUCUGGCACUUUCUGCAAAUGAGCCAAUCAAAAUGUUUUCAGCUGAAACUACACAAUCCUCUAAUCUAUAUGGGAUACAGAUCUCGACGGCUCAAAAAACACAGAAGGAAACAAUCACUUUGAGACAAAAUUCCACAACCACCAUCAGGUCUGCCUCAGAAGAAGAACACCCCCAGUUACAGCUGUCGCUUGCUAUUGGGCUUGAAAGUGUUGGUCAGGAACAACAAAGCUCACAUUUCCCUGCUCAGGUUGGUACAAGUGUGAGGUCAUUAGAAGAUUUUCAGAAAACAACAGUUUCCAUCAAGGAGGAAAAGUGUGAUCCUGAAGCUUCAAGAUCACCUCAGCAAUCACUAUCAUCACCAGAAGAUGAAGAAUCUGCAUUCAUAAAAACUCCAAAUAAAAAUCAUUCUUGCCAUUACUGUGGUGAGAAGUUUGAAUCUCGAGGUAUUUUAAGAGAUCACCUGCAUAUACAUGUAUCAGAAUCCCUCCCAUUUGGUGUCCCUGCAUCUAUUCUAGAGAGUGAUGACCUGGGAGAAGUCCGUCCUAUACUAGAAAACAUAGAGAAUACAGAAAAUUACAGGCUUGGUAACGUCCUUCUAAACAAAAGUGAAGAGUUGUGUCAAAACUUAAGCCACCAAGAACAGUUGCAGCUCAACCAACUUUCUUUUCUGUCAAAAGAAGCAGAUCCCAUUGAAUUAAACUGCAACUUUUCAUUGUUACGCAAAAGAAAACUCAGUUGCACACUGUGUGGACACAGAUUUCUCCGCAGAAGUCAACUUCUGGAACACCUGUAUGCACACAAAAUUAAACCACAUAAAUAUGGCAAGUACCAAAGGAUUGGAAAUCAGAUAGGCCAGACAUACAGCAACAGUCAUACUGAAAACACACAAAACCACCUGGAGACAUCACAGGAUUACCCUGAGUUUCUUGAGGAACUUGAAUCCAAUGUUCCAAAUGCAGAUGAUGUUUUGGUAGAUUAAUGGGUUUAUAGACAAUUGUGGAUGAGUGAUUUUAAUUAUUGUAUGUUUGGUUUUAGUUCCCCUUUCUCCUUGUAAUGUUCAGUGAUUUUUGCGGUUUCAUAAAAUGAUCUUUUUCCUUUGUUACCAUUGCUUAUCUAGCUCAGUUUGUGUAUAUUAAUUAGAAAUGUACAGCUACCUGUAUGUAGUGUUUAUGAGUCCACAGCAUGGAACAAAGUAUUUGAGCAGCAAACUGGUUUCACCAGAACACUGUGCAGGUAAACACAUGCAAACUGAUCUCCUUGAAUUGUACAUAUAUUAUUGUGUACAUGUUUGUCAUUACUGAGAAUGAUUAUAUCUAUUGGGAUACUCAAAAGAGAUUUUAUAAAUAAUACACAUAUGGUUAUCCAAGCAAACUAUAUUCUAAAAACUUUUAGGCCAACAAAAUAAUAGGUAGGAAGAUUAUGAGGCUUAAAGAACCUGCAAAUCUUUUGCUAAAAUUCAAGUGAAAAUUUCAUUGCAGUUGCAAGUAAUUAUACAUACUGUAGAUUAGUUAUACUGAAGGAGACUUCCCUUCAAAGCCUUGCACAGCCCGAGGAUCUUCAGGCAAGUUUAACAGACAAUGCAGGGAGGUUAGACUUAUUCUUUGACAAUAUGGGACAUUCUUCAGUCAUAAUUAUUUUUGAAUGUGAUACCAAGGUUGUGGAACGAAGGAGACAAACAACUGUAGACUGGGCUUUUUGGAUUUUCCAACUUGUUACCUUUUAUUUCCACUGAUUCUAAUUCUCAACUGUUUGAGUUUUAAUAUAUAUUUUUUUUAUGCAUUAUUAUAGUACUGUGUACAUAUCUGAAGUAUGUUUUCAUAAUUGUAUAUAAAUGAAAAAUGCUCAGUUAAACUUCCAUAUUAUUCCUACUCGACCAGUAAAGCACUAAAGUUAGCUUUGCUUUACAUAUAUAGAAGCAUUUUAGAUAUAGGGCAUCUGAUCCUACCUUGUGUCUGAGCAGAUACUAAAUUUGAUUGUGCUUGUAAAUAUCAAUGCCAUAAAAACAACCGAGCACUGCUUUUGGCCAUUGUGGAUUAUAUCAGCAAUAAUCCAGAUGUUGCCCCGAACUAUCCUGCUUUGCAUAAUAUUGCAUUUUGUUUUUGGACAAUUUCUCAUCAACCCCAUCAAUAGACCUGAACAAGAAACCACUUCUUUUUUGUGCUUGUUAUGCUGUUCAAUAUUGAUUCAUCUAUUUGCCAACACAUGGAUCAUUGAGUGUCACUAGUCACAGUGGAUAAUGCUGUAGGCAGUGUUUCCCUUUGAGAUCCCUUUGUUUAUUGUCUAUUUAGCAAAAGCAAGCACUACAUAUAGGGUCAGAUCAGCAUAAAAAAUGUGGUAAUACUUUUAUUAUCUUGCAUACUGGUAUACCCCAAGAAUUUGAUCGCUGUAUUUAAAUUAACUUCACAGUCUGUAGCUACUUCCUUACUAUUGUCAGCUAUAUGAAAAAUAGCUAAAUUUUUAACCACAAACUGUACUGGAUUCAUUUGGUGAUAUUACACCUACAAUUCAGUUGCAAUAAGGGUUCAAAAAAAAAUGUUUUGUUGUGCACCAUAACAUCCCUUGCACUCUAACCCUCUAACAAGAGAGAUAAUCACUCCUGCUGUUGAGUUUGGAGGCACUUCUUGGUUUCUUUGUGUUUUGGGGUAUUAACUGGAAGGUUACAUUGCUGCACUCAACUUAGUUGGCCAUAACCCUGUGACAGGACAGAAGCAAAACUACAGCAUCGUUGUUCCUCUGUAUUUUGGAAAGCAAUUGAAUAAUUCAAUCCAGAAGCAUUUCCAUUUCUCAUAAGCACGAAGGCUCUAUGGCAGGAUUCCAACACAGAGUAUUUGUCUUAUUUACAAGUUUGCGCUUCCAGACAUGUUCUACAGCUGGGCAGCAGGACAACCAGCUAAGCAGUGGCAUAUGCUCAGAUCUAAAUAUAUAACUGUACAUUUUCUCUGUGGUUAGCACCGACAUAGACCUGAUAGAACUCAGCUGUUCCUGGGAUUCAGUGAGCAGGGUUUGAGCCUGAUCUUUCUGCAUUUUGUUUGAUAUUUUCUUUGCAUUGGUACCAUUGUCACUUUAAUGUAUGUUCAAUGUUCAGCACAUAUUGUCAGCAGUAAAAAAGGUAACUAUG
Molecule: messenger RNA, 3614 nt
Organism: Xenopus laevis (African clawed frog)
Lineage: Eukaryota; Metazoa; Chordata; Amphibia; Anura; Pipidae
Gene: zbtb25.L
Product: zinc finger and BTB domain containing 25 L homeolog
Exons: 3
Coding region: 180-1475 (431 amino acids)
Biological process (GO): regulation of transcription by RNA polymerase II
Cellular component (GO): nucleus
Molecular function (GO): RNA polymerase II cis-regulatory region sequence-specific DNA binding; DNA-binding transcription factor activity, RNA polymerase II-specific
Source: RefSeq, a predicted model, not a curated record